Molecule: messenger RNA, 1658 nt
Organism: Antrostomus carolinensis (chuck-will's-widow)
Lineage: Eukaryota; Metazoa; Chordata; Aves; Caprimulgiformes; Caprimulgidae
Gene: CFLAR
Product: CASP8 and FADD like apoptosis regulator
Exons: 10
Coding region: 195-1658 (487 amino acids)
Biological process (GO): proteolysis; regulation of apoptotic process
Molecular function (GO): cysteine-type endopeptidase activity; protein binding
Source: RefSeq, a predicted model, not a curated record
CCAACGCUGGACCUGGCCCCGGUGCUGUAGAUGAGACCUUCCCGGCGCCUUUGGAACUGCUUAUGUAAAAAUGCAUCUAAUUAAGAAUGAACACCAGAGGAGUACUAUGGUAAACAUGAGCUUCAUGUCAUGUUGGCUUCCUGUUUAAAAAAAAACCAGUAGGCUGGCAAUUUUAAAGGGACAACAACAAAGUGAUGACCAGGUGCCAAGUGCCAGCUGUCCUUAUUCACCAGAUUGAACAAGAAUUGGAUAAAGAAGAAGAAGAUAUUAUGAUUUUCCUAUGCCGAGACCUUGCUCCUGACUUGGCCACUGCCAGCCUUAGAGAGCUCUUGGUGGCUUUGAAUGAGAGGGAGAAACUGUCUUUUCUUGGCUUGUCCGAGCUGUUGUACAGAGUUAAGAGGUUUGACUUGCUGAGGAGGGUCUUGAAGACUGAGAAAGCAACAGCAGAAGCUAACCUUGCCAGGAGUCUCAGACUUGUCCCUGAUUACAGGGUACUGAUGGUAGAGAUUAAUGAGAAUCUGGAAAAAGAAGAAGUGAAUUCUCUUGUCUUUCUACUCAGAGAUUACGCACCCCGUAUGAAAAUGGCAAAAGAUAAGAGUUUUCUAGCUCUUGUGAUUGACUUGGAGAAACUAAAUUUGGUGGCUCCUAAUCAACUGGAUUUGAUAGAAAAUUGUUUUCGAAAUAUUCACAGGAUAGACCUGGUUAGGAAGAUUCAGAAGUACAAACACGAAGCUUUAAUGUCCUCCGUUCAUUCUCAGCCAGUAUAUAUAAAUGCACGUCAGGCAUCUCUCCCUAAUCUCAAUCUGAUUGAUCCUCCUUAUAGUUCAGGGAAUGUGAACAAAGGAAAAUCACAAAAUGGACAAAGUCUUAUUCUGGCAGAACCAGUCCACAUGUCCAUUCAGGAAUCGGGACCAGUGUCACAUAAGGUGUUUGAUGAUCAGUACAGAAUGCAAAGUCAACCCUUAGGAAUAUGCCUGAUAAUAGACUGUAUUGGCAAUGACACAGAUUUGUUGGAAGACACGUUCAGAUGCUUAGGCUAUGACGUUUGCUGUCACAGAUAUUUAAAUAUGAACACCAUGAAUCAAACAUUACUUGAAGUUGCAAGGUUGCAGAAGCACAGAAAUUGUGACAGCUUCAUUUGCAUAUUGGUCAGCCGUGGAGAUCCUCAGAGCAUCUUCUGUACAGACCAUACCUUUUCUGGAUUCCCUUUGGAACAAGUAAAGAAAUACUUUACAGCAGACUCAUGUCCUGAACUCCUAGGAAAACCAAAGCUUUUUUUUAUUCAGAGCUACAUUGUGCCAGAAAAUGAGCAAGAAUGUACUAGUCUACUGGAAGUAGAUGGGAAUGAUGAGAAAAACAUUGCUAACACAAAAAUCCCUUGGAAAGUCACUAUCCCCCAAGUAGCAGACAUCUUUUGGAGUCAGUGCAAGGUAGAUGUGUCUACACUAGAAAAAUCUCCAUCUGCAUCCUCAUAUUAUCUGCAUUGUCUGGCUGAGUUACUCCGCAAUCCUCAUAAAAGGAAACUUUCUAUAUUAGAUAUCCAUACGGAACUGAACAGAAAAGUCUAUGAGUGGAAUAAGACUGCUGACCCAAGCCAGCAAUACUCGCUUCUGCUCCAGCACACACUGAGGAAGAAGCUUUUUCUUUCUCCCGCUUGA